Messenger RNA from Sipha flava (yellow sugarcane aphid), 5428 nucleotides. Its product is annotated as neuroblastoma-amplified sequence-like. The record is from RefSeq and is a predicted model, not a curated record. Gene Ontology annotation, molecular function: SNARE binding. Gene Ontology annotation, biological process: retrograde vesicle-mediated transport, Golgi to endoplasmic reticulum. Lineage: Eukaryota; Metazoa; Arthropoda; Insecta; Hemiptera; Aphididae. Bases 215 to 5428 code for a protein of 1737 amino acids. Gene Ontology annotation, cellular component: Dsl1/NZR complex; endoplasmic reticulum membrane. The transcript has 34 exons.
UGCCAAGUCGAGCACUGACUUUAACGAAAAUCGAAAAUCUGUUAUCUACUCAGUAUAGAAGAGAAGUUAAGGAGUUCAAAUAAAUAAAUCGGAUGACUAGAACUCGAAUUUUAUUCCAGCUAUUUUCGUUAAGGAUCCGGGUCUACGGCUACACUCUACGAUGUAGAUAAGACUAUUUAGGGAUAAAGCAUUAAGUAUUUAUUAAUUAACUGCAAUGAGCGAAGAAAUUUUGUACAUUGUUUCGGAUUACAUUCAAUUGUUUGAACCUGUAGAUUUGAAAAAAACCUCUAAGAAACGAUCGGGAAGUGUUUUAAAUUAUAUUGGUGCACUUAAGUAUUUUCCAUACAUCUCUUUAGAAUCAUUUAAUUCAAAUGAGCCAACAUGGAAAUUUUGUAUUGGAGGCAAUGGUCAAGUUUUAUCUAUUGUUCAACCAUCUACUCUCGAAAUGCGCACAGAAAGUCAUUACAACAAGAUUUUGGCUAAAGCCACAUUACCCGAUUUAAUAAAUGAUGAUUUAUAUCCAUCAAAGAGAGUAUUAGCAUGGAGUCCUGAUUGUUCUAUCUUUGCAAUAGCCACUACACAUGGUCAUAUUGCUUGUUAUGAUCUUUUGGCCUCCAAUUUAUUUGUCAUUGAGUCUAUUCACAAAAGUACCAAACAACCUGCAAAUAAUAAUUAUGCCCAAGAAUUGUUCUUCUCAGAUUUGCGCACGCGGUCUUCAAAAUGGUCAUAUGAACUUAUAUUAAUUGGUGGAAAUGGAUCAUUAACUAGCUAUGCGGUAUCAUCUGUUUAUGGUUAUCAAAUACAACAUACAUUUAAUUUUAUUCAAGUAUUAGGUGCAUCUACAUUAUCAUCUGUCACAUCAUGUGCAGAUCCAGCCUACAUGAUUACAUCUUCUGAUGUUCAAAAUCAAUUAGACUUAAAUGAUUCUGGUUUAAAUUUAUGGUCAAUGAUUUCAUAUGAACCUUACUACAAUCCUGUUUUACCUUCAAAUAUUAUAAAAAAUGGAUUUUUAUCCAAAUUUUUUAAUAUGAUAUUGCGCAGAAAUAAUAAACAUAUAAUAAAAAUGCGUUUAUCGCCUUUAUGUACAAUGCUGGCAUGUUUAUAUGGUACUAGAACAGUUUGCAUAUGGAAUUUUCCAGAUAUAAUCAUUUGCAAUAAAUGGUUUGUAAACGAUCAAAAAGAAUUUGGUGGAAUUGUAGAUAUUGAAUGGUGGAGUAAUGAGAUUUUGAUUUUAGGAUGUUUUGAUGGUACUUUAAUCGUUUGUCUAGAAAAAGGUCAACAGAGUGUAGUUAAUACAAAACUGAAUCCUUUUCAUUUCAAAUUAUGUGGUUCAUAUAAUAGUGACAAUUUUGUUGUUGCUGAUUUUAAAAAAAUAGAAUAUUUCAAUAAUUCUCAGGAUUCUUCUGUAAACACCAAAGGGACUUCAACAAAUAUGUAUAAACUUAUUGCAGUGACUAAAACUACUCCUCAACAGCUGCUUAUGAAAAAAAUACAAAAAAAGGAGUAUGAAGAUGCAUUACAGUUAGCUUUGAAGUACAAUUUGAAUCAAGAUUUGGUCUAUAAACACCAAUGGUGUAAUAGUUCAGUUCUGGAAGAAACAAUUAAUAAUAUUUUAAGUAAAGUAUCUGAUAAACAAUGGAUUGUGAACGAGUGUUGCAAUAGAGUUUCAGAAACGUUAACUGGAGCAAAGCAGUUGAUUGCCUAUGGUUUAGAAAUAACAGAUUUUUCUGCUUACUUAAACAUAGAUCCUGAAAAUUUGAGUACUUUUAGUCAAGAAGGUAAAGAAUUUAUAGUAUCAAGACUCAAACUAUUAAAUUACUUAGAUAAGCUGUCCACUUAUGAAAUCAUUUUAAAAAAAAUGGAUGGUGACUGUGAGUCCCUUUAUAGUGCCAACACAUAUAAACAUCUUAGAGAUUUAAGUCCUCUACAAUGGGCUCUACAGUUAGCUAGACAAUGCCAAGUUGAUGCUGUUUCUAUUGUUUUUACCUACUAUAGUGAUCAAGUUCUCCCUUUCUGGUUAGACAUAAUAAAUGAUUUUCCAGAGACAUUAAUGCCCAAAUUAUACAAACAUUUAUUGCCAGUUUGGAAUACAUCUACAAAACAAGCCGUAUUAUUAGAAUCAGAAAUUUUAAGGGAACUUGACUGGUGUGAAUCAGAUAGAUUUAAAUUAUUAACUGGUACUUUUGAAAGUAUAAAAAUAAUUACAUUAUCUGAAAAUGACCUAAUUCAUUGGUAUACAAAAAGAAUUCGGGACAUUGAGUUGUGUACUAAAUUAGUUCAACAUGCAUUAGAAUUGUCAACCAUUGCACUUGAAAACAAUAUCAAAGGAUUAGAAAAAUUACACGAAGAUUUGUCUGUUUUGGAAGUUUUAGUGUAUGAAGUUGGCUUAGAGAAUAUGUUUUUGAAAGAUAUUGAACAAUUAAACACUUUAGAAAAAGCAUCAUUAUUUAUGUCAAGGUGUGAUGAAACAUUAUUCUUGAAGAAUUUGACAAACUAUUUUUUGCCAUAUAUUCAAACGAAAGCUGAUACGUUUUAUAUUUUGGAAAAAUACUUAAUUCAAACAUGUGAAAGUUCAUUAAAAAAGUCAUCACAGUAUUUCGAGUAUGUUCAAAAUAAUGGUUGGUGUGUAAGUGUCUCAGAUAAUGCAAAAAUAGAUUUAGGCCUUAAAUGUAUUUAUACUUAUUCAAGAACUGAUCAAUUAGACGAAGCACAAUGUAUAGUUCUGUCACUGUUAAAAAGUGUGAAAAACAAUGUUGAAAAUAAACCUUGUAUUAAAAAACUUGAGGAUAUGAAACAAAUAAUAAAUGCUUCAAAACUAUUACUGAAUUAUGGAAUUAGAUAUCCUCUUAAAGAUUUAAUUAAUAAUUUGACUGAUAGUGGUUUUUUCCGAAAAGUUAUGGUUUUAAUGUGCGAGUAUACGUCAAUAAAAAAUCAAACAGAAAAGUAUUGGUCAAAUGUACUUGGAGAUUUAUUAAAAAUAGCAGAAUAUUGUUUUCCAUCUCUUUCGGUUGCAAUAUGUUACGAGGAAUAUGUUAGAAUGUUGUUAACUAGCCAAGAUGAAAAAAUAAUGCUAUUGAGUAAAGAUAUUUUAUUGGGAAAAUUACCUGAAAACUUAAGCUUAAAAAUAAUAAAAAAUUCAUUUUCUAUGUAUUUUGACCAAUCAAAGUCUUUCAACGAUUCAUCAAUGGCCUUAGCUAAAUUAUGUUUACAAAUCAUACCUAAUAUUGAUGAUCUUGUAAUACAUGAAUGGAAUUUAAUUUCUGCUAUGACAAUAUUUAACACUCUUGGUACUAAAUUACUUCCAGUUCAAGUUCGCCAAUGUGAAAAUAAAUGGAAACUGAUUGACAUAAGUAUAUCUUCUAAACCAAAUAAUUACACAUUACUUAAAAAGUUAAUAGUAUUAGCUAAUAAAUUGGAAAUUUCAAGUCAUGAAAAUUUUGUAUCCAUCGAAUCCAACAUUUUAUUCAAAUGUGCUAUGACUGCUUUUCAAGCUAAUGAUUUAAAGUUUGCUUCUAAAACUUGUGUUCAAUUGAUAGACAAACAUGAGCCAUCAGUAUGGCCAUUAUGUGUAGAAAUAGGACUACAUAAUGAUAUCGUUGAUAUUGGUUUAAAGAUUAAAGUAUUAUCAUUUGCUGUGCUCAAUUGUCCAGUUGAAAAAAUCAUCUCAGUUAUUGAAUUGCGGAAAUCAUUGGAAAAUGAAAAUACUGAACAAUUAUAUGAGUAUGAUUCUCCAUUAGAGCUUCCAGUAAUUAAGAACAUCAAUUAUCUUGCUGUAUCAAAUCAUGAAAGUUCAUUACAUUUAAAAUGUUCCAAUUGUGUUGAAGUUGGAUUAUCACAUGAAGACAUGAUAUUUAAUUUAAAAGAAUUGUUUAAAGUAUCUUAUAACCAUUCUAAUAUUGACAAAGUGUUGGCCAUUUAUGGCUUUAAAUAUCUUGGUUAUGAUUCCAAAAUGUCAGUAUUAUGUUUCUUACAUGUAUCAAGCAACAUUAUUGUUGAUGAAUGCUUCAAUUGUUGUGAAGGAGUUCUAAGUACUAAAUUAGCACUUUAUAUUUUUGCAUUACGCUAUGCACUUCAAUUUAUGCAUGAUAUAGAAUUCCUGAAAUUAUCAACAAAUAAACUAAUUAAACAAGUUAUGUCUAAUUUAAAUGCUCAACCCUCACUAUCUGAACCUGAAAUAGGACAGUACUUACGUAAAUAUGCAUUAUUGUAUAGUAAAUGUUCAAAAGGAUUAGAUUCAAAUUUGAGCUCUGAAGAAAUGAAAAAAGAACUUAUCAGAAUGGCUGGAACUGGUCAAUUAAAAAAUCUUGAAAAAGCACUAGAAAUAUGUAAUAGGCAAUCUUUAGAUUUAAAUGAUAUAUUGUUAUUAGAGUUUUUAAAACAUUGUUUACACACAAUGUCUUCGAGAAAUUUAGAAGAAAUUAUAACUACAAUGGAAUUUGAUAGUUUGAUUCAAAACAAAGAGCAGUUUUACAAUAAUCUGAUCAAUGUUUAUGAAGAUGUUCCAGGAACUAAUCAUAAUGUUUUGAUUGCUUAUUAUAUAGUGUUAAACUAUAUUUAUCCUAAUAACUCUCUGCAACACGGAGAUAACAUGACACCUAAUCAACAUAUAAAGUUGUUAAAGAGAGUUCAUAGUACUCUUCCAGACAUAGAUUACAAGUUACUGUUGAAUCCUGAAACUGCUUAUGAAACAUUUUCUAAUGCCCAACAAACUGGAUGUAGUUCUCAUGUUCUAAGUAGAUUGUUGAAAAACUUACCUGAAAAAAUACAACACUGUAUAAAAUUUAGUCGUUCUACUUCUUCAGCAUCUGAUGUAUGUCAGGAUAACAUAGAUUUUGAUCAAUUGAUGCAAAAUAUUGAAUCACCUGCUGAUAUUGAUAAAAUUGUAAAACUUUUAUCUCAGUCACAUAAUGUUAAUGAUGUAUGGGUCAACGCUUUAAAACGGUUAUUGGCUUUUCAGCCAUUUGAAUAUCGGAUUUCAAUAUCGGUACUGAAAUAUACAUGUAGUAAACAUAAUUUUAGCCAAAAGGAAUUAGAAGAUUUUAGUAGUAUUCCAAAUGUGAAUAGAACAUUGCUUUUUUUAUUAUAUUUACUAUCUGGAGAGAGUGCUGUAGAAGCAGCAGCUAUUAGUUAUUUUCAAACUAACCAUGAAUUACCCGAUUCGGUAUUAGACACUAUUCUUGAAUACGGCCUUGUAGAACAAUUGUUUGAGUGUGAAGAGAUAAUGAACAACCUUACAUGUCGAGUAUUGGUUGGAAACAGUGGAAAAAAUUGCCGAAUAGUUUGUGAACAGUUAGUUUCUGCUAGACGUAAUUUAUUAGCUGGUUCAUUGCAUUUAACUUACAACAGUGUACCAGCUGCAUUGAAAACUAAUGUAGCUGCGAUAGAAAUAUCUGAAAGUUAUUUAGGGAGAAAUACUAAAGAUAAGUGA